UGCAGUGAGGUGUUUUUUUUUUGGUACCCGUACGCGACAGGUGGAGUACUAUGUCGUUCUCCAUGUGUGCGGACAGAUGCGUUUUUUCUCGUUAUAGAAUCGUUUAUUUGUGAGAGAAAAUACAGAGAUGGAACGUGGUACCAGAUUGUGUUUGUUUGUGUAAGACCGAUGAUGGGAUUUCGUAAUUUGGGGAGUGAUAGCGAGGCCUUUAUUUAUCUAUUUCACAUGAUGCUGAUAUACCUAGUUAUAGCUGGGUGUCUGUUUAAGCUCUUAUUACACGAUGUGCAAUGGAAUAUUUUUAUUAGGUUGUUUUGAUUAGGAUGUGUGCCAGUGAUGAUCAGCUUUCAAUAUUUGUUUGUGCAAUAAUAUAUUCGCUGUAGGAUAUUAUGGAUCCAGAAAACGUUGGCAAGGAAGCAGUUGUGCGGGUGUCAAACUGGCUGCGAGGGAUUUGGGAAAUGCGCCGUCGCACAAGUCCAGUUCAGCAAUGGGUUGACUCUCUGCCAUCGCCUGCUAAGUCCACAGCUUCAAGCUUAGGAUCCAUUAUCAGACAGCAAAGUGUCUCCGUUGACUCUGAAUCUGCUUCUAUUCCCGAGUGCACCGUUGAACAAGCUUACAGCGAGAAGGAAAACUUUAUCAGCCAUUCGAACAUGACUGUCUCUACGCCUAUCACAGUUCCUAGUUCACCUGCAAUUACGUAUCAUGGCCGUAAUGUAUCCAGGCUGGCGCGAGACCCGAGCUUCCAGUCGGACAGCAGCCACUGCAGCAGCGUCGAGAGUCUGCUGGAGCUUCGUCGAGCUGAUCCGGAGGCCGUGUUGCUGAGCCUCGGUUUCGGCGGUUGCGCCGGUAGUCCCCAGGAAAAUGGACCUCUGUCGCGGAUUCCCAAGCGAUUUUUGCAACCCUCGAGGCUCAAAGGCAUCGCCAUCAACGACUUUGUCAGACACCAGCAGGAGGCCAGCGAGAGCCUCGACUCGACGUCGCUCGGUUAUCGGGGACUCACUGGUUCGCCUUAUGUAGCUCCGUCGGAAAUCGUGCAGAAGAUCAUGCAGCGUCUACGGGAGCACGAGUCCCACGAGUUCGACGCCUACGCCUCGUACAACAACAACGCGGAGCCCUACAUGCUACCUCAGCAACAAGAAGGCCGGCUAUCGGUUCUCUCACCCGACAACCGCCAGUUUCUCGAGAGGCCCAGGUCUAAGAGCCCCGAUAUGCGCAACAAACGGAUGAUCAUCGGUCAGAGAUCGUUUGCCUUCGGCCGAGAUGGAGACCUGAUAGAGAUCAACCCCAGAAGUACGCAGUCGUCCGUAGAGAGCGAUGACGUGUUCGUCUACCUAGACGACCUAAGCCCCGACACGCCGAGUACCAUGAAUCAAUUGGGACCAACCGUUUAUAGCGAGAACUUUGAGACUAGCAAUUACCCGAAAGAGCCGAACAACUCUUUCCUGCACAAGCACAAUAAGCCUAGGCUGAUCGACCUAAGAAGUAAUCCCAGCAAAGAGAACCGAGACUCGAUCGAGACGGUGAUUCCCGUAAAUAUAAAUAACAAUUACCUAAGCACUGCGACCAUAAAUGUGGCCACCGACAAGAACCAUAAUGAGUCGAGUGAAGCGGCCAGUCCCCGUCGUGCGAGCGAAGGUUCGAAUGCCAAGUCUUCCCUUCAGGACCAGGAGGAGGGCCGGAGACACAGCGACACCGUUAUGCAUUCCAUGAAGAAGAGCGACGAUGAGUUAUGCAGGAAACGAAACCUCAGGCGCCAAGCGAAGUUCCGAGACGAGGACACCGUCGCCGAAGUAGAGGAGGAUGUCUCGAGCAGAGCCACAAGUCUGAGACUGUCGGAUGAGUCACCGAGGUGUUCGCACUGUGGUAAGCCUGAACGAAGCCACGACGACGAGGAAGAGGCUGGAGUCUCCUGCUGCUACAAGGGCACUAGCCAAAAUUGCUGGCGAGAGAUGGAGAAGGUCCUGCAGAAGAACAAGAAGUUGGAGGACGUGGUCAACAAAAGCCGCAGAGAAAUGGCAGAGAUCAGAGAUAUGCUCAGCAGUGUUUUGUCGGUCAGAAUGGAGCCCGGAUUUUGAGGAUAGCUCAAACAAGCCAAGUGCGAACGUAAUUGUUUGGCUGUGCCCGAUCGACGGAAAUGAUUUGAAAAGUACAUUCAAUUUUUGUACAUGAGCACGGCUGGAUUUGUUUGGACUUACACUCGUAGGACUUUAGUUUCGUUCUUUUUUACUUUGCCUCAUAUUGAGAUCCAAUGAGAAUGAUGAAUUGGCCGUUGUAGGGUUGAUUUGCAAAAUGCAGUAACUAGCACAUCCGCACGUGUAUAUAAUCCAACAGUGAUGAUAUACGCCGAUGUCAAUUUGAGAACAGUCUCAAAGACUUAAAAAAAAUGCUCGACAACCAGAAAUAUUGAGUUAUCUGUUUAUGGGAUUAAAAUUAUACAUACGUAGAGAGACGUAGAGAGCUUAUCUGAAAUAGUUUAUAAAAGUACUUCUGAAAAGUAAACUAUAGGCGUACCUGGUCUGAUAAAUUGUAUUUUUAAGUGAAACUGUGAAUUUCAAUAGUCACUUAAGAAAAGUCAUAGAGACUUUGAAAAAGAAUCUUUACACUGUAACACUUUAAUCCACUAUUUUUUUUAACUCUAGAGAAAAACUAUACCUUUUUAUAGUGUGAAUAUUUUUUUUUAACUUUUACAAAAAGCACUAAUGUUAACGUUCAAUUUUAUUGAGUUUAGUAAUAACAUUUUAUUUCUAUCUCGUGUUGCAUAAUAUUUACCUUUAACCACGCGGAAAAUAAUUCAAUUAUUUUGUAUAUUUUGUUACGUUUAACCAUUAUAAGAGGUUGACUCAUUAUGCGUAUGUAUUUAAUAUAUUUAUAUAUACAACUAAGAUCGUGACUACGAUUUCAUCAGGGUAUAUUACGUACUACAGUCUAUAUUAUUACUCUACACCACAAAUUUAUCUGGCCUUAUUAGAAAAUUAGUUGACAAUAAAAUAUGUAUUUUGAAACGUUCUUAUACUACAAUCUGUAUCCUGCGUAACCGAAAGAUAGAUUAAUUCAAACAAGUUUGUACCAUAAUCACGCAGACAAUCAAAUAAUACUAGUUAGGUCACGUAACGAGUACAAAUUUUACGAACACUAUAGAUAUUUCUAUAAUGCACGAAGAUUAUUUACUCCUACAGUUCCUGCAAUGUAAUCUCAAUAACUAAAAAACAUCAAAGCUGUCUUGUUAAUUACCACAUUGUAUAUACAUUUUAAAAUUGUAUUAAUUAUUAGAUCGAAACAAAGAUGUAUUUUUCGUCUUUGAGUAGAAAAUAAAAUAAACAUUCUUUGAGCCAUUA
This is a messenger RNA of Nasonia vitripennis (jewel wasp), 3332 nucleotides long. RefSeq lists its product as uncharacterized. Gene Ontology annotation, molecular function: signaling receptor binding. NCBI's taxonomy places the organism in Eukaryota, Metazoa, Arthropoda, Insecta, Hymenoptera, Pteromalidae. The record is from RefSeq and is a predicted model, not a curated record. The coding region runs from base 387 to 2072 and encodes 561 amino acids. The transcript has 6 exons.